AUUGAAUGCAGUUCAGGAAAAGCGGGGCGAAAAUAUUAAUCAGUUGAGGCCUCAGUGAAACGCAACAAUUGUCAUUGAAUAGAGAAUGUAAAGGAGUAGAAAAAAGUUUCUCCAAAUAAAGUUAAAUUUCGCUCGAACGAUUAUCUGCGAAACCGCGACGGAAAUCCACGAAGCAUUUAUUCGUUCCAAACAUUUGCAGCUUAUGGCAAUGAAACUUUAUUUAUAUAUAUAUUUAUAAUAGGAAAUAAUUGCAAUUAAUUUGUGUGUCAGUGAAAGGCUAUGAGAGCCAGAUAUUUGUGAAUAUGUCAGAUGAAUUAGUGCAUAUGUAAUGUGCAAUACUUUGUGCUUUGCAAAUGAAAAAAGAGUUAAAGCAGUUUGUCGUUAGCGUUUUUAAACGAAAUAAAACAUAAAUCAAAACCAAAUGUGAAAUAUUUCUUCUAUGAGAUGAAAAUUUAUUUUGUUAACGAUACAGUGUGAACCCCUUAAGCGAUUAUAUGCAAAUAUAUGCUGAACUAACUGCAAGCGAUAGUCCAAUUUCAAUUCCAAUGUGUAAAAUAUUAGCUUACAAAACGAGAUUCGGUAAAGGAUUUCCGGAGUAAUAACAGCUAACCCCACCACCGUUAUCGCCUACUGCUAUGGAUCGCGUUAGUGAAGUAAAAUUGUUGCUUGUGGCUAAAAAUACGGCAGCAACAGUCAGCAACACUUUACUGAGCACUUGAGGAGCAAAUCUUGGUAGCCUCAAAAUCAUAUCCUCAACAAACAGACGGAAAACAUAAGCACAGGCGAAGUACAACAUUACAUAAAGUGCAAAGAAAACUCCAGAAACCACUAAACAUUCCAAACAAGUGGGCUGUUCUAAGAAAAGCGAUAGAAAUGUGCAUCAACACGCAGUCGUGGCCCGUGGUUGUCGCCUACGUCUUGCUUUGUUCCUCUCUGCUCGUCUCCAGCAUUCACUCGACACCUAUUUCUGUGAAAGGUAAACUCGACUCCGCACCCUGUGUCCACGAUAGCAUCUCCGAGUUGAUCAAAAAGAGCCCGGUCAUACUGAAAGCUCUUGGUGCACAUAUCUUCACAGAGGACGCCACCACCAAUGAAUUACUAAAUGCAGCGAAAUUGGGCGCUGCUGCAGAUGGAGGUAGCGCUGUCAAUGGCGAAGUAAAAAAGCAGAAUUUGCAAAAUAAUUUGUUCGCAUCAGCAACAUUUCACACAACCGUUGGCAGUCCAACGGCCGUCGCAGCAACAACCCAGCAACGGCCAUCGGACAUCUCCAUUACUGGAGCGACAGCUACUACAGAAGCGGCUACAGCGGACUGGGCCAGAAAGCUGGACGGGGCCAUUUUAAUAACUUUAACACCGGAAACGAUAUACAAAGGCGCGUCACUUUUGAAAAUGACACCCGAAGCGGAGAAUGCAGCACGUGGAGGAAGCGGUGGCGGAGGUAACAACGGUAGAGGAGAUGGCAGUGGCAUAGGCCGUAGUAGCUAUGGCCCUGGAUAUGGCAGCGCAACAGCCGAGUCUGCAUAUCAGUAUGAAGGGCAGCUAAAUGCAACACUCAAGCCUUUGUCCUGCUUCGAUGGCAACCUUUUGAAAAGUCUACCCACUGAAUUAAUUGUUUUUGGCAAAUUGAGAACUGCACAGCAGCAACAACAAUUACCAAGCGAAUUGAAUACAGCUCCACAAACUGACUUUUUGUCCAUAAGCAUAAAUGGUUUACAUCGUUGGAGUCCACAAUUUGAGAAUCACAUCUGGAAACAUUUGGGCUGGGAUGAUUGGAGCGAUUUUACGCUUUGCAGCGUUACAUGCGGCAAAGGUGUACAACAACGAUUUCGCCGUUGUCUGCUCGAUAAUCCGAUGGUGAAUUUCAACAUGCACCUAAACUUGAACGCGGCUGCUGACGCUGAGGUGGACGAUGACGAGGUUGCAGUUGACGGGCUGAGCAGUGCAGGCGUUGAAAAUACCGAAUCGCUAGACAAUACAUUAGGAGGCUUCAACAGCGCAGAAUUUGAUACUGCGGCAAUGAUGGACACAAAUGGCAGCGACAAUUUACAGCUGCGAAAACGGAAAACAACCCUGAAAGUUUCCGCUGAAUUUGAAACUACUUCGGAGGUUGCUACAGUAGCAGAAAUUGCGACAUCAAAAGAGCAAUCAGACCACGAUAUUAAUGCGGUGCCCAAAGCUAAUUUGCUGAAAAGACUAACUCUGCGAGCCACUGCACCGCCAGUAGCAUACGACGGAAAAACAUCUAAAACCAAUAAGAUUGACCGAGUAGAUUAUUCCAGAGGCAAAAACAAAGACAAUAUCGAAGUAUUGGUGCAACAGUUCGAAACUAAUCUCCGAGUAAAUGAAGCCAGUUUUCUCAACAAUAACCACCUGAAAGUAAAUGACAAAUUUUCAAAUAAGGCAACCAAGGAUGUAGUUAACAAAAAAACGGCAAUUGAAAUGCAACCGAAGAAUAAAACGGAACGUCAGAAUAAACGCCGUAGGCCAAUGAAAAACUAUUCCACUAUGUUUUGUGAAGGUUACAACAUAGAACAGCGAAAUUGCAACACUUUCGAUUGCAGCGAUGACAUAAACGACUUAUUAAAGUUUUAUAAAAAGGUCCCUAUGCCGGAGGAUGCUGCAAGCCCCGCUACAGUUUCAUUGCAAUCGCCUGCCGGAACGGUUGAUGGGCAAACCACAUUAAUAGCUACCGCGGUGGAAUCAGCAUCCGUGACAGCUAACUUGCUUGGCAAUGCGGCUACAACAGGCGCCACAUCAGCUACUAUUAACAGAGAUGCCUCCAUUUUGGACGCUGAUAUCAGAGCUUCUGGCAGCGGUGCGACAAAUGCAAAUGCUGUUGGCAGCACCUUAACUAUUGGCAACAAUGCACCUUCGACGACGCCAGCAAAUAUGGGCUACAUACGUAGUUGGCGGAAUCCGCUGAACUUUACGAUAAUGCUAACCUUGCGAGUUCGAAAUGACAGUAAAGCCACAACGACAAUUUUCUCCAUACGCAACGCCACCCACAAUAUGUAUUUGGAAUCAUGCAAGGACGGUCUGCGAUUGUAUCUAGAGCGAGACGGCACCACUGAAAUGCUGCCAGUGAAAUUUAAUUUAUAUGAUUUUCGUUGGCAUCAAGUGGCCAUCAGUAUACAAAAUGGUGAUUUCAUUUCCAUUUAUGCCGAUUGCUCCUGGACAAACAGUUUUGUUGUGUCGAAGCGCCUUUACACGCUGCCACUGGAUGCCGAUGUGGAAAUUGGACGAGGCUUUAAUGGCGAGCUGCAGCAAUUGUUGGUGCUGCCCGAUAACCAGGAACGGCAUCAAUGCUCCAACAAACGUACAUCAAUAAAUGAGGUAAAACGGUACAUUAUCGACACGUUCAUCGACGAUUACGGCAACUAGAAUGAGUCAGGUGGAUAAUUGCAAGACUUGCAAACAAAUCGGAGAAACGCCUAUCUGUAAAUCGACUGCUUGGCGUAUUACCAUAAAUUAUGUGGAUUAAGAGUAAAAUGCUUGCUCAAUGCAGAAGUGAGAGUAAUUAAGAUUUAAUAUUGUGAUUCAUGUGUGUCCUAAGAGAAAAAUAAAAGUGUUUAGUUAAUAAACCGAUUUGUUAUAAAAGUUGAAAUAAUCAGAUAAAAUAAACCGUAAGAUCAAAAUACAUUUCUGACGAUUAAGCAAAAAUAUAUAAGUCGAUCGAAGUCUUACAACAAACUUUGACAUAAAACAAUAACUACUGUAACAUGUUUGUUUAGCUUUAAGUAUAACUAAGGAUAGGAAUUCUUAUAUACAUACUCAGAAUGUAACCAAAAAUGUACACUUUCAUAUACAUAUUUGAAAUAUACACAUAUUCAUACGUAUAUAUGUAUGUACUAUAAUAGAAUAUGUUCAGUGAUUGAAAUAAAAACUACCUAUUUACACAAAAGGUAGAAAGGCACAAUGCAGGAAGGGGAGGGAGCAAAUAUUACUCUUGACAAUCGGCGAGUAUGUUUUAAAAAUCUAUCUAAUUUCGGAGGAUCUUUAGAAGCACAUCGAAAAAGUCCAACUAAGAAUUAUUCACUUUAAGUAGUUAAGCAGGCUAUUUCCUUUUCCAUCUACCGAAAGCCUCCUACGAAUUGCUCUCUUUCACAUGGCACACAUCUGUAGUAUAUUCAUAGUUUCGUAGAUCCAUUUAGUUUGCUUCCUUUCCAGGCUCACUGACUGGCUGACAAGCUCUGUCGGCCGACUUUCGCGAAACAAAAGUUGCAAUUGUCAACGAUAGGCGCUAUGAAAGCGAACAAAAGAAUACAAA
This is a messenger RNA of Bactrocera neohumeralis, 4267 nucleotides long. RefSeq lists its product as uncharacterized. The transcript is spliced from 8 exons. The coding region runs from base 874 to 3381 and encodes 835 amino acids. The record is from RefSeq and is a predicted model, not a curated record. NCBI's taxonomy places the organism in Eukaryota, Metazoa, Arthropoda, Insecta, Diptera, Tephritidae.